Mugil cephalus (flathead mullet) is the source of this 886-nucleotide messenger RNA. Its product is annotated as histone H4. Gene Ontology annotation, cellular component: nucleosome. Gene Ontology annotation, biological process: nucleosome assembly. Lineage: Eukaryota; Metazoa; Chordata; Actinopteri; Mugiliformes; Mugilidae. Gene Ontology annotation, molecular function: DNA binding; protein heterodimerization activity; structural constituent of chromatin. Bases 38 to 349 code for a protein of 103 amino acids. The transcript has a single exon. The record is from RefSeq and is a predicted model, not a curated record.
GAGAGAUCAUUGGGCAGAAAUUAUCUGAACAGCAAACAUGAGUGGAAGAGGAAAAGGCGGCAAAGGUCUCGGUAAGGGAGGCGCCAAGCGUCAUCGCAAAGUUCUCCGUGAUAACAUCCAGGGAAUCACCAAGCCCGCUAUCCGCCGUCUGGCUCGCCGUGGUGGAGUCAAGCGUAUCUCCGGUCUGAUCUACGAGGAGACCCGCGGUGUGUUGAAGGUUUUCCUGGAGAACGUCAUCCGUGAUGCCGUCACCUACACCGAGCACGCCAAGAGGAAGACCGUGACUGCCAUGGAUGUGGUCUAUGCUCUCAAGAGGCAGGGACGUACUCUCUACGGUUUCGGAGGUUAAGCCGCUAAAUCUUUUAACAAAGAAACUAAACAACGGUCCUUUUAAGGGCCACACAUCUCUAUAUAAAGACAUACGUUCCUUGUAUUUACUUCCUUGUCUCACUAUCACCUAUCAAAUGCACAAGUUAAUUACGAAUGCUCGGUUAUCCAUCACGAGAGAUGGCGAAAGCUUAAGUAAAAGACCUUAUUGAUAUGUUAAUGGUGUCUAUAAGCUAUGUAGGGCUGGGCGAAUCUUGGUAUCGAUUCGAUACCGAGUAAAUACUGCUCUAGUAUGGCCGAUACUUUUCUCGAAGUCAUGAUCAUUGAAUAAAUUUUGCCAUUAGUUGUUCAUGACAAAACAAAAUGUCUAGGCAAAUAAGCGUUUUUCUUAACUAAUUACAGUAUAAGCCUUUUUAAUAGUACAAAAUAUAAAUAAUUCCCCUUUUACUACAUACAAUUGUUUUAGCCGUCAGCUGAGAGAGUGUGUGCAGGCCAGCACGAAAGGCAAAAUGGAGGACAGGCUGAUAUUGUAUGUGUCUGAAUAACCUGAAUUUACCAU